Molecule: messenger RNA, 2567 nt
Organism: Daucus carota subsp. sativus
Lineage: Eukaryota; Viridiplantae; Streptophyta; Magnoliopsida; Apiales; Apiaceae
Product: beta-fructofuranosidase, soluble isoenzyme I
Exons: 8
Coding region: 257-2242 (661 amino acids)
Biological process (GO): carbohydrate metabolic process
Molecular function (GO): beta-fructofuranosidase activity
Source: RefSeq, a predicted model, not a curated record
UCUCUUUCUCCUCUUGUGUAGGCCAAUUGUUCUUGAAGUUUCAAUGUCCAAAUAAGCAGGAGUUAUCAACAGACAGGUUCACGUCGGUUUCUGACACCCGACCCAUCUGCAAAGUAUCCACAUGUCCAACCCAUUAUCCACCCAUUACCCAUAUCCACUUCAUUAUAUCUCACCAUCUUUAUAAAUGCUUCACCUAUAUUUUUAGUUCCAACUAUCCUUGACUACUCCUAGUCUAUGCUAUUUAAUUUUCCAUCCAAUGGAUACCUACCAUUUUCUCCCCUCUCGUGAUCUCGAACAUGCAAGCUCUUAUACUCCACUUCCCGAUAGUCCUGAAACCCGACACGAACCCGAUCCAGAUCGUUCGAAAACUAACCGACGUCCGAUCAAGAUCGUGUCUAGUGUUCUCCUCGCCACGCUCAUUUUUUCGUUUGUUAUAUUUUUGUUAGUCAACCCUAAUGUGCAACAAGUUGUACGUAAAAAAGUGUCUAAAAAUAGUAAUGGCGAAGAUCACAACAAGGCAUCGAAAUCUCCGGAGAUGUUGGGCCCACCGUCACGAGGAGUGUCACAAGGGGUGUCGGAGAAGAGUUUCCGGCAGGCCACGGCGGAGCCGUCGUACCCGUGGACGAAUGAUAUGCUGUCUUGGCAAAGAACUUCUUUCCACUUUCAACCUCAAGAAAAUUGGAUGAAUGAUCCUAAUGGUCCCUUAUUCCACAUGGGAUGGUAUCAUCUAUUUUACCAGUACAAUCCAGACUCUGCAAUCUGGGGAAAUAUUACAUGGGGCCAUGCAAUCUCAAGGGACCUUAUCAAUUGGCUCCACUUACCCUUUGCAAUGCAGCCAGAUCAAUGGUAUGAUAUCAAUGGUGUCUGGACAGGCUCCGCUACAAUUCUCCCUGAUGGCAAGAUCGUAAUGCUAUACACAGGAGACACAGAUGAUCUUGUGCAGGUUCAAAAUUUGGCAUAUCCUGCCAACCUGUCGGAUCCCCUCCUGCUUGACUGGAUAAAAUAUCCGGAUAAUCCGGUCAUGUUCCCUCCACCAGGCAUUGGUAGUACAGACUUCAGAGACCCGACUACAGCCUGGAUUGGCCCGGAUGGAAAAUGGCGGAUCACAAUCGGAUCAAAAGUGAACAAAACAGGCAUUUCACUUAUGUAUAAGACAACAGAUUUUAUAACCUAUGAGUUAUUAGACAAUUUGUUGCAUGCAGUUCCAGGUACGGGUAUGUGGGAGUGUGUAGAUUUUUACCCGGUAUCAGUCACCGGUUCAAAUGGGUUGGACACAUCUGUCAAUGGACCAGGAGUUAAGCAUGUGUUGAAAUCGAGUUUAGAUGAUGACAGGCAUGAUUACUAUGCAUUGGGUACUUAUGACCCGAUAAAUGAUAAGUGGACACCCGAUAACCCGGAGUUGGAUGUGGGCAUUGGGUUGAGAUUGGAUUAUGGCAAAUAUUAUGCAUCAAAAACAUUUUAUGAUCAAGAUAAAGAAAGAAGACUACUUUGGGGUUGGAUUGGUGAAAGCGACAAUGAAAGUACUGAUCUUCUCAAGGGUUGGGCUUCUGUUCAGAGCAUUCCAAGAACAGUGGUUUUUGACAAAAAAACUGGAACUAAUAUACUUCAGUGGCCAGUCAAGGAAGUUGAAAGCUUGAGAUCGAGAAGUUAUGAAAUUAAUGAUGUGGAGCUUAAACCAGGAUCACUUGUGCCGCUCAAGAUAAGCUCAGCAGCACAGUUAGAUAUAGUCGCAAGUUUUGAAGUUGAUGAAGAGGCAUUUAAAGGAACAUAUGAAGCAGAUGCGAGUUACAAUUGCACUGCCAGUGAGGGUGCUGCUGGUAGAGGCAUUUUAGGACCAUUUGGAAUUCUGGUUCUUGCUGAUGAUCCACUCUCCGAAUUAACUCCGGUUUAUUUUUACAUUGCCAAAGGUGUUGAUGGAAAUGCAAAAACUUAUUUCUGUGCUGAUCAAUCAAGAUCAUCAACUGCUUCUGAUGUUGAUAAAGAGGUUUAUGGUAGUGAUGUUCCCGUGCUCCCUGGUGAAAGCUUAUCCAUGAGAUUAUUGGUGGAUCAUUCCAUUGUUGAAAGUUUUGCUCAAGGAGGUAGAACAGUUAUAACGUCACGAGUUUAUCCAACCAGAGCAAUUUACAGUGCAGCAAGAGUGUUUUUGUUUAACAAUGCCACAGGAGUGAGUGUCACAGCGUCAGUGAAGGCAUGGCAAAUGGCUUCAGCAACUCUCAAACCUUUCCCAUUCGAUCAGUUGUAACCUUGUAAUAUAGCUACCCCAGUGUGUACCUAUCUUUCCUUGGGUCAACAAAUAAUUGAAGGACGAGAGUUUCGCCUGGCAGCAAAUCGUGAUUUAUUGAAGGAACAAAAUUUGGAAGUGAUUCUAUUAUGAAGAGAGGUAUUUUUUAUGAUGGACUUGCAAGUUGCAACCAGAAGGUUAGAAAGAUAGGCUUGUCCCUAUUGCAUAUAUGUAUUGUAUUCUUUUCUUUUUUGAUGAUUAUUUGUGUUGUAUUCCAAUCUGAGUGAAAUUUGCAAUAUAUAGUGAAGAGUGAAAUUUGGAAUAUAUAGUGAAUUUUUAUUGGGCC